Molecule: messenger RNA, 2594 nt
Organism: Aphidius gifuensis
Lineage: Eukaryota; Metazoa; Arthropoda; Insecta; Hymenoptera; Braconidae
Gene: Ssrp
Product: FACT complex subunit Ssrp1
Exons: 4
Coding region: 216-2420 (734 amino acids)
Cellular component (GO): nucleus; FACT complex
Molecular function (GO): nucleosome binding; DNA binding; histone binding
Source: RefSeq, a predicted model, not a curated record
AUUCAUUGUCAUUCAUUUUACAACAACAGCAACAGCAGUGAACAGCAGCAAGCGUUGCUUUUUUUUUUGUUUAAUUAUUUGAUAAAUAUUGUUGUUGUCUACUGUGUGUGUUGUCAAAUAUAAUAUAUAAAAUUUUCAAUAAAUUAUAAUUAUUUAUCAACAAUAAAUAAUUGAUCCAUAAUAUACAAUUACUUUUAAUUGUUGAAAGAAAAAAAAUGGAUUUCUUAGAGUACCCAGACAUUUAUGGCGAGGUUAAGGGAGCAAUGACACCAGGUCGGCUAAAACUUACAGAUCAACAUCUUAUAUUUAAAAAUCAAAAAACUGGAAAAGUUGAACAAUUGUCAGCAAAUGAUAUGGAAAUGGUUAAUUAUCAAAAAUUUGUUGGUACAUGGGGUCUUCGUAUAUUUUUAAAAAAUGGUCUACUUCAUCGUUAUCGUGGUUUCAAAGAAUCAGAUCUUGAUAAAAUAGCAAAAUUUUUUUCAACAAAUUACAAAAAAGACAUGUUGGAAAAAGAAUUAAGUUUAAAAGGUUGGAAUUGGGGAACAGCAAAAUUUAAUGGUUCUGUAUUGAGUUUUGAUGUUGGUUCAAAUACAGCAUUUGAAAUACCACUUCAUGAUGUAUCACAAUGUACAACUGGUAAAAAUGAAGUUACACUUGAAUUUCAUCAAAAUGAUGAUGCACCAGUUAGUUUAAUGGAAAUGCGUUUUCAUAUACCAACAAGUGAUUCAAUUGAACAAGAUCCAGUACAACAAUUUCAUGAUAGAGUUAUGGAAAAAGCAUCAGUUAUUAGUGUUAGUGGUGAUGCAAUUGCAAUAUUUCGUGAAAUUCAAUGUCUUACACCACGUGGUCGUUAUGAUAUUAAAAUAUUUCAAACAUUUUUUCAACUUCAUGGUAAAACAUUUGAUUAUAAAAUACCAAUAUCAACUGUUUUACGUUUAUUUUUAUUACCACACAAAGACAAUAGACAAAUGUUUUUUGUUGUUAGUUUAGAUCCACCAAUAAAACAAGGACAAACACGUUAUCAUUAUCUUGUAUUAUUAUUUAAUCAAGAUGAUGAAACAUCAAUUGAAUUACCAUUUACUGAUAGAGAAUUAAAAGAAAAAUAUGAUAAUAAAUUAACAAAAGAACAAUCAGGACCAACUUAUGAAGUACUUGGUAAAAUUAUGAAAGUUAUUAUUAAUCGUAAAUUAACUGGACCUGGUAAUUUUGUUGGUCAUUCAAAUACACCAGCAAUUGGAUGUUCAUACAAAGCUACUGCUGGUUAUUUAUAUCCACUUGAACGUGGUUUUAUAUAUGUACAUAAACCACCAGUACAUAUACGUUUUGAAGAAAUAUCAUGUGUUAAUUUUGCACGUGGUGGUGGUUCAACACGUUCAUUUGAUUUUGAAAUUGAGCUAACAUCUGGUGUUAAUCAUACAUUUAGUUCAAUUGAAAAAGAAGAAUAUGGAAAAUUAUAUGAUUUUAUAACAAAUAAAAAAUUACGUGUUAAAAAUCGUGGUAAAGGUGAAGCUAAUGGUUAUAAUAAUGAUUUUGGUGAUAGUGAUCAAGAAGAACCUGAUGCAUAUUUAGAAAGAGUUAAAGCUGAAGCUAAAGAACGUGAUGAUGAUGAUGGACAAGAUUCAGAAGAUGAUGAAUCAACUGAUGAAGAUUUUAAUCCAACUCAAGAUGAAAGUGAUGUUGCUGAAGAAUAUGAUUCAAAUCCAGCAACAUCUGAAGACAGUGAUGCUGGAUCAGAUGCAUCUGGUGGUGAUGGUGAUGGUAGUGAUACUGGUAAUAAAAAAGAAAAAAAACACAAAAAAAAAUCAAAAAGUGCUAAAACAGUAUCAGAAAAACCACGUAAACCAAGAAAACAAAAAAAAGAAAAAGAUGAAAAUAAACCAAAACGUCCAGCAACUGGAUUUAUGUUAUGGCUUAAUGCAACAAGAGAACAAAUUAAAAAAGAUAAUCCAGGUAUAAGUGUUACUGAAAUUGCUAAAAAAGGUGGUGAACUUUGGAAAGAAUUAAAAGAUAAAACAGAAUGGGAACAAAAAUCAAAUAAAUUAAAAAAAGAUUAUGCUGAAGCUAUGAAAGAAUAUGAAGCAAAUGGUGGUGGUAAAGAUAAAGCAAAAAAUGAUAAUAAAACUGAUAAAAAGAAAAAAGAAGUAACUAAGAAAAAAGAUUCAAUGUCACCAAAAACAAUGGCUGGAUCAUCAUUUAAAAGCAAAGAAUACAUUAGUGAUGAUGACAGUACUGAUGAUGAUAAAGAAUCAGCAAAGGGAAGUGAUGAUGAAAGUGAAGAUGAAAAGAAAAAGAAAAAAGCAACAAAACGUCCAGCACCAGCUGAUGAUAAAAAAUCUAAAAAAGGAAAAAAAGAAUCAUCAAGUGAAGAAGAGGAAGAAGAUGAAGAAGACGAGGAUGAUGACAGUGCUGCAUCAGAUUAAGAUGAUUAAAUAUUUUCUAUAUUAUUUUUUCUUCUUCUUUCAACAUCAUUGAUGCUUUGAAUGAUUUUUUUUAUGCUGUAUAAAGUAUUUUUUUUUUUUCCAAUAUUUUCAUUCAUUAUUUUUAUUGCUUUUAUAUAACUUAAUGGCUAAAUAAACACUUAAAACAAAAUAAUU